GCAAACUCUCAAUAUGUCAACUUUGUACAUUUCCAUUAGUUAAAUGACUUUACAUUUAUGAUGUACGCGGUGCUUUGAGCGAAAUAAAAUGUUUAAGAAUUAUGAUUUUAUAUUUUGAACAGUGUCUGGGUAGCAGGGAUCAGUAGAACAGUCUAUAGAACCUAUUUGUUUAUUCAUAUAGAGUAUGCAUGAUUACAUUUAGUUUGUUGGUGGCAAAAUGUCCACGUCAGAGUCUGGUGUGGGAUGUAUUAGUGAAGUUACGCUUGCAAUUAGUAAAGCAAGGGGUUCUCAAUCAGGCAAUGUGAGAGUACUUGAUAGCCCCGACUCUGAUGGAUCCGGCCACUCGAAUUCGUUCACUGUACAACGGUUUAAUUAUCCUGACAAUAAUAAUGCAAAUUCUGAUAUUUUGCACCCUCCAUUGACUAGCGAAGAUUUAAGAAUACCGAUCGUCGGAUACGAAGUUAUGGAAGAGAGAGCCAGAUUUACAGUUUACAAAUUACGAGUGGAAUUGAAAAAUGGUGAUUGCUGGUUCGUAUUUCGAAGGUAUACAGACUUUGUUCGUUUAUUAUCGCAAUUAAGAAGACAAAAGAUUCCAAUUUCGCAUCUAAGUUUGCCAAGGAAAAAAUGGCUCGGAGAUAAUUUUGCUCCAAGCUUUUUAGAAGAAAGAAUACGUGGCCUUCAGACAUUUGUCAAUGGAAUAUUAAGUAGUCCACUUCUCAUAGGCAUUGCGUGCGUCAGAGACUUUUUUUGUUUAGACGAACCGCCCGCCUUAUCCGACACUGCAGAUGAAUCUCGAGCAAUAUUUGAAGCAUUGGAAGACACCAUAUAUCAUUUACGACAACAAUUAAGAGAACGAGAGGCGGCGCUUGCGGCCGAAACAGCGUUAUGCAAUGAACUCGAGAAAAAGCUGCAUCAAAUGUUAAGUGAAAGACAAACCUGCCUAAAAUGCGGUGCAUCUCAAUAAUAAUUUUUCAUAAAUUUGUUUCUUACAAGUUGAUACCAGAAAACUAUAUUUGUUUAUUGCUACGACAUAACAAAUUGUUAUCUUAAAAAUAUUUGUUAAAGAGGAGAUAUUAGAUAUCACCGGUGUAUUUUAUAGUAUCAGUUAUGGCACAAUCACUUUCAUUUUUGAUUAUAUUAAUUUAUACACAACAAUGAUAAGUGAUAUGUAUAAGGUUCCUUAGAAUAAUAAGUACAUCGAGCUCUCCUAGCGUUAAAUGUAACUUAAAUAUCUAUUUAUAUCGUGUAUUUAAUAAUAGCCGAAGUGCUUUCAAAUUUAUAAGAGAAUCUCAAUAUAUAAAUUAUUACGGCUCGACUAUGAACACACGCCAAAGUGCAUCGAUCUUUGGUAUUUUAUAAAAUUCUAUAUAUUUUCUAGUAUUUUUACAUCGUUGUUAGCAUAGUUAU
Messenger RNA from Colletes gigas, 1407 nucleotides. It is a transcript of the gene Snx16, whose product is annotated as sorting nexin-16. The record is from RefSeq and is a predicted model, not a curated record. Gene Ontology annotation, cellular component: late endosome; early endosome; extrinsic component of endosome membrane. Gene Ontology annotation, molecular function: phosphatidylinositol binding. The transcript has 6 exons. Lineage: Eukaryota; Metazoa; Arthropoda; Insecta; Hymenoptera; Colletidae. The coding region runs from base 218 to 964 and encodes 248 amino acids. Gene Ontology annotation, biological process: protein targeting to lysosome; endosome to lysosome transport; early endosome to late endosome transport.